GGCAGUGACGUCUUACGUUGGUUACGACAGGAGACUGUUAGCAGCUAUUUACUUGCUAGUUUGCUUUAUGAAACAAACAUUUAGCAUUAGGUGGGCCAUGAGUAUAUCUGGGAGUAAACAAAGCAAUAAAAUGAUCCUGCACAACUAAGGAAUCAGUAAUGCCAUAGAAGAAGGAGGAACUGCCAAUCUCCUCCACCGGAGGAGAGGUUUUCCUAGAAAUGGCAACUGAACUUCAUGAGACCAUAUUUAUGGCCAAGCAGGAGCGCCACAAAAACCUGUUUCUUAACUACAAGAACCUAAAUAUUUUCCCCGUAGAGCUGCUCAAAGAUGAAGGCCUGCAGUUUCUGGAGAGACUGUACAUGAAGAGAAACUCACUCACAACACUGCCUGACAAUCUUGCCCAGAAGCUCCCCAAUCUAAUUGAACUGUAUUUGCACUCUAACAACAUAGUAAUUAUUCCUGAAGCUAUCGGAAACCUGGCCAGGCUACAGUCGUUGGACCUGAGCAAUAAUGCCCUCCAGCUCCUGUGUCCAGAGAUCGGCCGAUUGAGAUCUCUACGGCACCUGAGACUGUCCAAUAACCAGCUGAAAUGCCUUCCUCCAGAGAUCGGUGACCUGCAGGACCUGGAGACUCUUGACGUGUCAAUGAACCAGCUGAUGUCUCUACCAGAUCGGCUGCACCGCUGUCUCUCCCUACAGAAUCUGACAGUGGACCACAACCUGCUGAGCCACGUUCCCCGACACCUCUGCUGGCUCCACCGCCUCAACCAGCUUUCCAUGGCCGCCAACAGGCUGACAUUUCUACCGCUCGAUCUGGGCAGAUCGCGGGAGCUGCAGUUUGUGUUUGUGGACAACAAUGUGGACCUAAAAGGCCUCCCCUCCUACUUGUACAACAAGGUCAUCGGCUGCAGCGGGUGCGGUGUGUCAUCUCAAACACUGGAGGGAGACCUGGGUGAAGUGCUGGGUGAGGCGCUGAGUGAGGCCCUGGUCAGGCUGCCGGCUGAAGUGAAGGUGGUGGCCUCGGAGACGGAUAACAUUGUUCCCCUGGAGGAGCUGGCUAUGAGGACCCUGCACCGCAUCUAUCACAGCCGUCCAACAGACCUCAGCUUGCUGCCCCCCAUCACCCUCCCAAAGAGCCUCCUCGACCUGCUGCAGUUCCCACUGGGUCACUGUCACCGUUGCAGUCAAGCCAUGUUCACCAUCAUCUACCCCAAACUCUUCCCCCUCCGUGACACCGCCCUGGCAGGAGUGCACCGCAGGACGACUGUGAGUUUUGUGGCCUACUGCUGCUCCAGUCACUGCCUCCGGACCUUUGACCUCCAGGGGUGACAUCAACAGCUUCUCACUGUCCAUCUCCACUCAUGAGCUGUUGAUUGGUUUCCAGAAGGCGGCAGGUAAAGUUCUGUCAGCUGGCAGUGAGCAGUGGAUCUUUAAGGUCUGGGAGCGUCGAUGCAGGAGCUCUGUGCUUGAUGGCUAUACAAAGGACCACACAGAAGCAGCCCGAGCGGAUGUUCGGUAGGUCAGAUGAUGGACACACGGCUCGUUAGGAAACAUUUCAACACUUCGGACAAAGACUCAAACCAUACGUGAUGUUCCAAAGCCCAGUUGACUGGGAGCAUAAUAUUCUGUGUGUGGCGGGGGUCACCAUAAUGACUGUGUAUGUGUGAACAGUGCACCACAGCUCAUUCAGCUAGAUCUGUCCAGAAACAACAGUAUUAGAGCUAUGCUAACUUCACACCCCCUACUAACAGACUGGCACUUUUAAGAAAAAAAACACUUUUUGAUUUUGUGGAAUGAGUAAUUUUUUCACUGAAGUUUUUUGGAGCAGACAUGUUCCCCAUUGAUUGUGAAGUCAUUUUUGAGGUAUUAACAUUUAUAGUAUGGCUUGUUUUACUGAUUAUUAAAGAACAUUUGAAGGGUUCUAAUAUAAAAGAAUGUAUCUGUUUGAUAUGUCUUAUUUUCAGGAGUAGGUGUGGGUAGUUGUUACAUUUAUGCACCAACAGAAGCCAAACACUUAUGUCUCGCAUACAGUAAAAAAUGGAAAUGAAAAAUCUACAUUUGGGACAAGACACAUGUAAACACACCACACUGCAAAUUCAUGCUUGUAGUUGUUUUGGGUUUGUAAAGUUAAAGCUCCACUCAGUGAAAAGAGCCAACAGGUUGUCAGAGUUUGGAUUGUCAGUCAUGUUGCAGGGUAAAUUUUAAGUUGUGACUAAUUCUGGAGCAGCAUUUCAUAAGUUAACAUGUUAACAAGCUAUGUGUCUUUUUGUCUUUACAAGCAUUAAAAUAUUGCACUGUGUAAAAGUUUCAUGAACCAAAAAGUCAAAUUGUUCCAACUGCACUUGUUUAGAAAUAGUGUCCACAAAUGUUCUUAGUUUUUCUGUCAUUGUCUGAAGAAAAAGAGUUUUGAACAUUUCAGAGUCACUGUGAUUCUCUUGUUGAACUGACGCUUGUGUGGUUUGAUGUUUGUUACUAUGAUGUACAGUUCUAAUUUAUCUUUUGUUUUGAUUGUAUUGCAUUUGGCAGUAAAUGUUGACUGAAAAACGUCA
Stegastes partitus (bicolor damselfish) is the source of this 2548-nucleotide messenger RNA. RefSeq names its product leucine rich repeat containing 28 (gene lrrc28). Lineage: Eukaryota; Metazoa; Chordata; Actinopteri; Pomacentridae. Gene Ontology annotation, cellular component: cytoplasm. The record is from RefSeq and is a predicted model, not a curated record. Gene Ontology annotation, molecular function: protein binding. The coding region runs from base 219 to 1328 and encodes 369 amino acids. The transcript has 10 exons.